Corylus avellana is the source of this 459-nucleotide messenger RNA. Its product is annotated as CLAVATA3/ESR (CLE)-related protein 46-like. Lineage: Eukaryota; Viridiplantae; Streptophyta; Magnoliopsida; Fagales; Betulaceae. The record is from RefSeq and is a predicted model, not a curated record.
AUGCAAGUACAAGCUCAGCCCAAGAUGAAGAGAAAAGAGAUUCAAAUAUAUCUUCUCUUGGCCUUCAUCCUCACUACUUCUCAAUGUUAUUACUCCACAGCUAUGAGGAAUAUUCACUCUGCAGAAUCAGUUGGUUUCAAGCUCAAACCUGCACAAGCAAGAGAAAGCUCAGCUGCAGGACACAUGUCAGCUACUUGGAUCAACAAAUCAGGAAUACAGGACCAAAAAACUGCUCAUAAGGUUCCUUCAGGACCCAGUCCCAUUGGUAAUCGGCACCCACCAAUACUCAGGCGUGGUUGAGAGGUGCAUUUGUCAUGCUCGGCAAGCAAAAAAUAUGGUGAAGAAGGUGCAUUUUUGUUAGUGGAGUUGGUCAGAUGUUAUGUGGUUGAUCAAAUACUAUGUAGAAGUAAUGUUUUUGCCGUGGCAUACUUGCAGAAGGAUGUCUUUUAUUGGAAGGUU